Messenger RNA from Volvox carteri f. nagariensis, 5454 nucleotides. RefSeq lists its product as uncharacterized. The record is from RefSeq and is a predicted model, not a curated record. NCBI's taxonomy places the organism in Eukaryota, Viridiplantae, Chlorophyta, Chlorophyceae, Chlamydomonadales, Volvocaceae. The coding region runs from base 1 to 5454 and encodes 1817 amino acids. The transcript is spliced from 10 exons.
AUGGAGGGUUUUUACCCCUUUGCACAGGCAAACCUGUGGAGCGCCGUACCCUCCAACAACGGAACCCAGCAUCUGCAAGGCGGCGCGGCGCAUGGCGCGUCCCAGGGGUUGACGUUAUCCGGGGUAACAGGCGGACCGGCAGAUGGCGAAACGCCAGGCGUGCCGGGGCCGCUUGCCGACCCAACGUCCAGCAGCAACAUUGCCGGGUACCCUGCUACGCUGCCCAGCGGCUUGUUCGCGGCUCUCGAUGAGCUCGCAGCCGCCAUCGGGUUCACAUCCGGGGCCAACGAGCCGCCUGCCCCGCUGGCACAGCCGCCUGGCUUUGCCACAGGCGCACCAGCGUGGUCAGGGCACGACCUGGCUCCAGCCGCAGCCGCAGCUGCGGGCUCCCGACCCCUGGAGGUUGCGCCGCCAACUCCAGCCACCGCCGCAAACACUGACCCAGCAGCAGCUCAACAACCGCCACCGGCGGUGCUUCAGCCGCAUACCUCCCAGCAGGCCGCGGGAGAGCUCCCGCAGUCACAGCUCUCUGCACCUCAACAGGUAGCAACGAUACCCGCAGCUUCACCACAGCAGCAAUGCCCCCAGGCACUGCCGCUGCAGCAGGAGCCAGCGUCGGUUCAGCAACAAGCCCAGCCGCCGCCCGCCCCGGUGGCCCAGACCUUCAAAGCACCCACCAUCGCCAUGCUGCGGGCGAUGAGGAACAACGCAUGGGCCGCAGCCGCUGCCGCUCCUGCCCCAGCGACUUCCGCGCCUUCGUCGGCACCCGCAGCGGCGUACGGCGGCAAAGGCCAGUUAGAGCCCGCGGCUGCCAAGGGUGUUGUGCGGGCGGCGCCUCCGGAGCAGCCGGGUUCCGUCGCGGCGGGGCCUGGGCCGCUUGCCGGCGCGGCGGAUGCUGCUACUGCUGCUGCUGCCUCGGCCACUGCCACUGCUGCUUCCGCCUCCGCCCCAGCUGCGGCAGCGGCUGGUGAUGCUGCUGGCUAUGACCCCGCGGUGCAGCUUCACCUUCAGCAACAGCCGCAACAGCCGCAGCAGCUGCAGGUGCAGCUCGUACCAGCAGCUGGCGGUGGCGGCGUACUGCAGGUGGUCGCAUUCAGCAGCGGCUCUGGCGGCGGCGGCCCUAUGCCCCUUGUCCCGGAGGCGCUGCCGCCGGCUGCGGCAGCCCUCCUGGGAACCGGUCUGGCGCAGGGCCCUGCAGUUGCCCUCCAGGGGCAGACACACGCGCCAUUGCAGCAGCUGCAGUACGGCGAAGUCGUCCAGAUGGCUUGGCCAGCCCCUGGCGGCCAGGCCCCUCCGGUUAUCGCAUACAAUGCUCCCGAAUCCUUUCCAUACCCACAAGCCCAACCACAACCACAACCGCAACCACAACUGCAUCAACAGAAUGAACCGCAACCACACGGGGCUUUCCAACCGCAUGGCCAGGACCAUGCGUAUGGGUACCGACAGCAGGACGAGCGUCAUUACCAGCAUGGCAGGGACGACCGGCAGCACUUGUACGCACCGUACAACGAGUACGGCAACAUGAACCAGCCGCCGCGGCACCAGCCGCCGCACCCCCAGUACGCAAGCAGUGCAUCAGGCGCGUACGACAGGCCAGAUGCGCCGCGGCAUCCGACGCCGUAUAUUUAUCGCCCGCCGGCCGCUGAGCCGCCGCCAGCAGACUCGCACAGUGCAUGGCCCGAAAAUGAACCUCGAUCCCUUGGUGUGGGCUACGUACCGCUUAGGCGAAGGCCGCCGUCGACCCAUCCUGUUGAAGGGUGGCGCACAACAGGCUACCGUACACGCCAGAGGGAACACCCUCAGCACCUGCUGUGGUCGCCGCCCCCGUCUGUUCUGUACACACCCACUAGGGAAGUGGAGGAGAGGAGCGAGAGCCCGCCGCCGGAGAUGGGGCCCGGUGGCAGUGGCUGUGAUGGCGAGGGCGAGGGGCCCAGGGAGGCGGAGCUCGAGGCCAGCGCGGCGGUCUCAGCAGCCGCCAGGGAGGGCGAGGGAGCGGCAGGGGUCGCAGCACGCGCAGCUGACAAAGUCCGCGGGAGGUCAAGCUCGCCCACUUCGCAGGAGGGCUCUCCGCCGCCGCCGGUGUUGGAACAGCCACGGGGUCCCAGCACUGCAACGGUGGCUGCGAUUCAGCUAAUAGAGGCACGUCGGAAACAGGCGCAGGCCAAGGAGCAGGCGGCAAAGGAACUGAGGGCGAGGGAGCUGAAGGCAAAGGAAGAGGAGCAGCAGCAGCAGCAACAGUUGGCGGCUUCAGAGCAAGGACCUGCCAGUACGGACCUGGUGGCCAAGCGGGCUGCUGCCACUGCGGUGGAACCGCCGCCCAAGGACGCCAAAGCACAGCAGGCGAAGGGGCAACUCCAACAGUCAAGACUCCUUGCGAGUCAGGAUCAGCCGCAGGCAACGGCAGCGACAACUGCAAUGGCAACUGCAGCGCAGCAUCAACAGCACCAGCAGCAGGGGCAGGGGCAGGAGCAGGGAUUACAGCAGGAGCAGGAGCAGGGAUUACAGCAGGAAGAUCAGGAGCAGGUGCAGGAAGACCAUCCCACGGCGGCAGCAGCGGCGGCGCCGUCGACGAUGCAGCGGCCGAGCCGUUCGGCUCCCUUGCGAGGAGCUCACGCAGCGGCGGCGGCGGCGGCGGCGGCGCCAGAUGCCCUGGAACCUAAGCCCCUAGGUCGAAACAAGGAUCAGGCACGUGCGGAGAUGGACGCCGCUACGCAGGCAAUGCUGGAGAAGGCUCGGCGGCUGAGGCAGCAGCAGCUGCAGGAGCGCAUCCAGCAGGAGCGGCAGCGCAAGGAGCAGGAGGAGGCGCGGCGGCAGCAGAAGGAGCAGGAGGAGGAGAGGCUGAGGGAGAGGCUGAGGGAGAGGCUGAGCCAGCAGCAACGGGCCAAGGCCGGUGGCGGGACAGCGGGACUGGUACUCGCUAAGCCGCAAGGCAGCGCCGCCGCGGCGCUUGCGGCCAGGCUGGCAGCGGGGGGAAAGGGCGGAACUGCCGCCGCCAGUGCUGCUGCGGCGGCGGCGGCGGCGGCGGCGAGUACUCCGGCCGGUGCUACAGACGCAGCCGCGACGGCGGAGCCUGACGGCAACGCCGUUGCCAGCGGCAGCGGUGAUUGCGGAGCUCUUAAUGAAGCGGAGCUGGAGGAGUUGGAAGCGGACCUGGAGGCGUUGGAGCAGCAGAUUGCGUCGGCUCCCACGUACGGCAUGAAUGCGCGUGCGCUGGUGCUGCGGGCCGCGGAGCUGGUGGCAAAGCGCGAGGCGGCAGCGCGGCCGGCAGGGACAGCCGUCGCAGCAGGAGCAGCAGCAGGAGCAGCAGCAGGAGCAGGGGCAUCCAAGCCAGGUGCCGUGCCGGCAGCAGACCCGGCCGCCGGGCUUAUCACCGUCGUCAAGCCGCUGGCGGACGCCGUACCGGUUCCAGAGCGGGCGUUCGUGACGUACGUCCCGCGCUCGUCCAUCCCGCGGCUGGUACGGCAGGAGGCGGCGCACUCCCUCACAGGCGGCUAUCUGGCUCUCGCCCUGCAGCGCGCGCGGGUGCCUGAGGCCCGGGCUGUGCAGGCCAUCGCUAACGAGCCCGAGCUGCGCAAGGUCGCCGUAGCUGCCGCCGGGCAACACGAAAUGGCGAUUUACCGCCAGGUCACUUCCAAGAUGAGUUACGAGCUGCUGUUCAGAAAGACCAAGGCGGAGCCGGAACGGCUGCAGAUGUCUGAGGAGCUGGUGCAGCUGCUGAGGAAAGAGUACGGCAGCGGUGGUGCGAAGGGUAAGUCGCCGUCACCGUCCGGCGGUCACGCCGCGACAGCGGCGGCGCCCAAAGCGACGCCGGGUUCUGCCGCGUCCAGGGUCGCGGCAGCUGCACCUGCUGGCGCAGGCGGUAGUGGUGGCGGCAGCGGCGGCGGCGGCGGGUCAGUAAUGGCCGGCACCAAGCGCCGUCUGGCUUCCGCGGACGGUACAGCAACGUCAGCAGCGCCGGUGGCUGGGCCUGCAGCCAAGCGCGUGGCGGUAACCGCAGCCACCGCCGCUGGGGGCCCCGCCAUGGCAAAGCCUGCUUCGAGGGCCACAGCGGCGGCCGCUGGCGUGGCAAAAGUCGGGGGCCACACUGCGGGACGACGUGGCGGCGGCGCCGCCGGCGAUGGUGGGUCCAAGGCGGCUGAUGCGGCCGUGGAUGAACUCUUUGCGAACAGUGACUCGGGAGAUGAGGAUCGGCCUAACCAUCGCAACAGCGGAAGCGCCCUGGGCGAUGCGGCGGCGGCCACCACGACAGCAGGGCCUGAGGGCACGGAUACGGCUCUCAGUGCUGGGGCCGCCAAAGCCGCAAUGACAGCUACUACAACAGCAUCGCCUACAGUCGACAGCACCGUGGCUGCGGCUACAGCCGCUGCAGCUCCUCUGCUGGCUGCCGCCACCCGAGGCGCCGGCGAUGCCGCAGAUCGGCUUGGCGGCGGCAUCAGCGACGGUGGCGAGGACGCACCUGAUGCGUCGUACGAGGAUCUGUUCGGCUCGGACACGGAGUCGGGCGAGGACGGCACGCGGACGACAGCAAAGCAAACAACUGAAGAUGCACCGAAACCUGUACCGCAGGCCGUGGCCCCCGUGGCGCCGCAGGCUCGCGCUCUUGCUGAGCCUACCACAGCUACUGCCGGGGCCGUGGCGACCGUUCCCGCCGGCGGGGCAACUCCUGUCCGCCACGCAGCUGCGGUCCAGUCGCGCGCAGCGGCAGGCCUAGCUUCCACUGCCGUUGCGACCGUCCAAGUCGCAGAGGGGAACGCUGGCAGCGCCAGCGGUACCGCCACUGCCGGUGGUGGUGACGCUCGGCUUCCGAAGCGCCGGCGGAUAGAUGAGGGCGGCGCCGGCAGUGAUGGCGGUCGCGUCGGAGGCGGAGAUAACACCGGCAGUCGCGGCAGGGGAAAGAGCUCCGAGCGGGACUCGAACCGUCACGACCACCGGCGGGAGAAGCACCGCAGCAGCCGCAGCCGCAGCCGCAGCCGACCUCGCGACGGGGGUGGCGAUGCAGCGGCGCGGGAACUGGAGCCCCGAGGGUCCGGCGGUGCGGGCCGGCAAGGCACCGGACCCGAGGGUCAGCAGGUGCAGCAGCAGCAGCAGCAGCCGGCGGUGGUGGUGACGGGUCCGAUGUCCCGGGGCGCUAUGUCUCAGGAAGAGUGGGAGCAGACCGACGUCCGGCAGAAGUUGCGGCAACAGGUAGUCGCGCUUGGGGGCCGCGUGCUGGCCUUCAUCCACGCCACCCUGGAGCCCCUGUACAGGGCUGGUCUGCUGGGCAAGGAGUCGUACAGGCGGGUGGCAGCUAAGACCAGCGAGAAGCUGCUGUCCGCCCACCCGGAUGACACCACAGCGGACUUCCUGGUCCGGGAGCAUGCACAUGUCAGCAAGUUUAUCAUGAAGGUUGUGGAGAGGGAGCAGCAGCGGGAUGCAGAACGGCAGCAGCAAGAGAGCCAGCAGCAGGCCAAGUAG